Solea senegalensis (Senegalese sole) is the source of this 920-nucleotide messenger RNA. Its product is annotated as thyrotropin-releasing hormone receptor-like. Gene Ontology annotation, molecular function: thyrotropin-releasing hormone receptor activity. Gene Ontology annotation, biological process: phospholipase C-activating G protein-coupled receptor signaling pathway. Lineage: Eukaryota; Metazoa; Chordata; Actinopteri; Pleuronectiformes; Soleidae. Bases 22 to 603 code for a protein of 193 amino acids. The record is from RefSeq and is a predicted model, not a curated record. Gene Ontology annotation, cellular component: membrane. The transcript has a single exon.
UGAACCAUACUGAACCGCACCAUGAUGGAAACAGAAUUAUUAAACUGUGUCUUUGCUUCUUCUCUUCAGGUGACUAAGAUGUUAGCUGUGGUCGUGAUCCUCUUUGCUCUGCUGUGGAUGCCUUACCGCACCUUAGUCCUCAUCAACUCUUUCGUGUCCACGCCGUACCUGAACGCCUGGUUCCUCCUGUUCUGUCGGACGUGCAUCUACGCUAACAGCGCCAUCAACCCUGUGAUAUACAACGCAAUGUCUCAGAGGUUUCGCUCUGCAUUUCGCGGGCUUUACCGUUGCCAGCGGCCGGAAGGACUUCAGAGGACACUGUCAACAAUCCAGACGGGUUUCGGCAAAGUCAGAGAACCCCAAACCUCCCUGGCAACCGACAGCAAAGGAGAUGAUGAGGAGGCGAGGAGGAGGACGAGGAGGAGGAGCAUCCUGGAUGAUAUAAAGACAAAGCAGAAUGGAAGCAGCCACCAGGAGAGAGUCAGCGAUGGCGGCCCUUUUGAAACGUCACUGUGUGGUCGUGAGGAUGAGGAGUGGCCUUCGUCAAGUGACCCCUCAGCAAAUGUUCAACAUUCUGUAAACGACAAAGAGGACAAUGUGUAAUGUUUUUGUCAUUGUAGGACACACAGGGAUGUGAAGGUGAUCACAUGAUCAGCAGGAUCACAUGACGGCACAUUUCAUAUCAACGUGUUUUAACUGAACCGUUUCCUGUUUACAAACAAAAAGUGAAGAGGAAGAGGAAGAGGAAGGUGUUUAACCACAGCAGGAAGUUCACCGGUUUGCUUUAAAAUGUGUUUUUCAUGUAGUGUUUUACGGCUUUAUCACACAAAGACAAAGACAUGGACUGUAAAUAAGGGAGUGUCAAGUGUGAGUGUUGUAUUUCUUUUAUUAUUAGGGUGUUCACACAUGUGUUCAUUAAA